Messenger RNA from Micromonas pusilla CCMP1545, 2337 nucleotides. RefSeq lists its product as uncharacterized. The transcript is spliced from 4 exons. Lineage: Eukaryota; Viridiplantae; Chlorophyta; Mamiellophyceae; Mamiellales; Mamiellaceae. Gene Ontology annotation, cellular component: nucleus. The record is from RefSeq and is a predicted model, not a curated record. Bases 1 to 2337 code for a protein of 778 amino acids.
AUGCCCCCCAAGACGCGCGACCUCGUCCCCGCCGACGCGACAGACGAGAUGUGCGCGUACGAGGCGGAACGCGCGCGGAGGAUCGCGUCGAACCGGCGACGCAUGGCCGAGCUCGGGCUCGCGACGAUGGCCUCCGCGGCCGGGCUCGGCGCGGAGACCCGCCCCGGCGGCGGCGGCGGCGCGCUCCCGGACGGCGACGCGCGCGGGCCUCGGCUGCGACGCGGACGCGCGCUCGAAAAGCUCAAGCGCGGCGCGGCGGGCGCGCCGGCGCGCGCGUCGCGCCGCCUCCGCGGCGUCGCCGCGGACGGCGACGAGGGCGCCGACGACGUCGACGCCGUCGCUCGCGCGCCGCCGAAGCGGCCGCGCUACGACGAGUCCGACGCGGGCGAGGGCGAGAUCAAGCGCAGGGGGUUGCCGUUCCCGGACCCCGCGGACGACCCGUCCUCCGCGAUCGUCGCGCCGUUCUCGCUCGCGUCCAUCGGCGUCACCGUCCUCGAGCUCGGGUCGGUGCAUCGCGCGGCGUUCGCGCCCACGUAUUGGUCCUCGAGAGGGUGCCUCUUUCAUCACGCCUACCCGGUCGGAUACGUCGCGCGCAAGACGCACUUCGGGCGAGAUUUCGUGAUGACGAUCGAGAGGAGCGAGACCGGGCCGGUGUUCAGAGUCACGGACGAGGAGUCCGGCGAGACGUUCGUCGGGACGUCGCCCACCAAGCCGUGGACGGCGGUGUGCGUGCGGAAAAACUUGAAGACGCGCAUCAGCGGGCCGCUGUUUUUCGGAUUCAGCGACCCGGUCACGAUGCGCGCGCUCGCGUCGUUGUACACCCUGGACGAGCUCGAGGCGUGCAAGCGCGGCGGCGUCGUGGAGUCCGCGGAGUACGACCCGCUGGAGGCGCUCGUGAAGGCGCUGUGUCGGCUGGAAGGGGUCGGGCACAAGACGGCGACGGCGCUGGCGACGUCGACGGCGUUUUCGACGCAUCUCGAAAACGAUCUCGGCGGCGGCGGCGGAGGAGGAGGAGGAGGAGGAGGACCGAAGCCGCCGCCGCCGCCGCCGCGGCGGCUGACGAGCGUGGACGAGUUCAGGGCGUGCGCGAGCUCGAGCGCGGGCUCGGACGCGAUCCGCGCGUUUUUGUUGCACUCCGAGACGCUGCCGGUCGCGACGCGGCGGUGGCCGGCGUGGGCGAGGCGCGUCGUUCCGAAAAUUCUCGCGCAGCUCGCCCGCCGCGACGAUUCGGACGCGGUGGACGCCGUCGCGCCGCCGCCGCCGACGGCGAAGAAAAAGAAAGGCGGAGACGGCGUCGCGCGGCCGCCGGCGUCGGCGUCGGCGGCGAAGACGCCCGGGAAGGAGAACGCGAACGCGCUCUCGGCGGCGGCGGCGGCGGUGGCGGCGGCGGCGUCCACCGCGUCCGAGUCGUCGCGGUGGGCGAGCUGCGCGAGCAUUUUCGGCACGGCGGGGUGCAGAGCUCGUGUUCGUGUGCCUGGUCCUCGUCGUGGAGGCGAGCGCGAGCUUGAGCCCGCGCUUCGCUCCCGUCAGAAUCGAAUGGCGCGCGUCACGUCGAAGCUCGGGCUCCUCGCGCGCGUGUUCGCCGGGUUCGCCGUCGUCGAGGGAUGCUCGAUCGGCCAGGGCGUCUUCGGCGCGCGCGUGGACGCGGAGGAGGAGGCGAGGACGAUCGCGAGCCUCACGGCGAAGCGAGCGGAGAAGGACGCGCGAGAGGCAGCUUCGCGCGAGAAGCGAUGGUUCGUGCGCCGCGCGGGCUCGGGCGCCGGCGACGACGCGCCGCCACCGCCGCCGCCGCCGCCCAGACGUCGCCGAAAGCGGUGCGUCGAGUGCAACGCGGCGCCGCACGUCCGGCGCGUCGUCGAGGACCUGUACCUCCGCGGCGUCGUCGCGCCCGCGCACUUCGCGCGCGACGUCGUCUUCGAGGACCCCGCCGCGGCGUGCGUCGGCGUCGGCGAGGUGACCGAGGCGUUCCGCGCGCUGCGCUUCUUCGCGCCGCGCGCGGAGGCGCCGUUCGAGAUCGCGCCGCUGAGCGCGACGUCGUACGUCGUGCGCGCGGAGGUGAGGUAUUCGCUGCCGUUCAUAGGGGGCGAGGAGGGCGUCGUCGUGCGCAGCGACAUCAUCGUCACGACGGUCGGCGAUGGGGGCGAUGAGAUUCGCGACGGAUCCGACGCGCGGGGCGACGCGACGGAGGCGGGGAAGAUCAAACGCGUGGAGGAGCGAUGGGGGGGCGCGAACUUGCUCGAGGGGUUCCCGUUCGAUUCGUGCCGCAGGAUCUUCGGGUGGUGCUGCGGCGUCGCGACGCCGUGGCUCAUCCCGUCCCGGCCGGCGGAGGCGUCGUAG